Molecule: messenger RNA, 2836 nt
Organism: Trichogramma pretiosum
Lineage: Eukaryota; Metazoa; Arthropoda; Insecta; Hymenoptera; Trichogrammatidae
Gene: Vsp37A
Product: vacuolar protein sorting-associated protein 37A
Exons: 5
Coding region: 330-1862 (510 amino acids)
Biological process (GO): ubiquitin-dependent protein catabolic process via the multivesicular body sorting pathway; protein targeting to membrane; protein targeting to vacuole
Cellular component (GO): ESCRT I complex
Source: RefSeq, a predicted model, not a curated record
CUCACGUUCAGAUUAAAAAUUGUCUUCGCCGAGCGAGUAAGUCGCGUAAUAAUACGUUCUGUGCUGCCAGUGUUUUUAUGUGUGCAGGAUUCAGUGCUGCCGAAUCUGUCACAGCAUCAAUAGCAAUAGUUGUAAGGUACUUUUCUAGUCUCGAUAUAUGAGUAGUGAUCAGUGUUCAUUGUUGUUGCGUGGAAAGCGUUGUGGAAGAGAAAGAGCCAGUGUGUUGUGUUUCGUUUGUAUGUGAAAUGCUCGUAGACUUUAGCAUCGGACGCGAAUGAAGGACGCAAUUGUCAGUGCGUCCAUUGAACAAUCAGCACUGCACAAGCUAAAUGCUCUCGCGAAUCUUCCGCGGCGAGAACGAUAACGCCGCGGUCAAGAGGCGCAGGCAAAUCGACACUCUCAAGAUAUUCAAUGACAAUGUUUUGGAACUCAAAGAAGAUGUCGAAUAUCAAGUGCAAUUUGAUGCCGGAGACAAACGAAUGGCCAUUAUGGUCUCGUUAUCUCCUGAAUUUCCAUUGGAAAAACCAGUACUUAGAGUAUCACCUCCGAUAGCCCAUAAGUGGUGCAAUGAACACAGUGAAAUUGUCAGUGCACCUGGAUUAUUGAAUUUCACAGUUCACAGUGAUCUAGGGCGGGUUGUUCAAGCAAUAAUCAGAGAAUUCAGUAAAAACCCACCAAAGUUUAUAGGAGAUAAUUCGCCAGUAGCUAAUAUAAACCUUACAGAUAUAGCAGGAAGAGCAUCACCUUGUUAUAAUACAUGGAACUCGCAAGAACUAGUUGCAAAUGCAUAUAGUCCAUAUUACAAUUCAGCUUAUCAGCAAUUUGCAUCUUCGUCUAAUACAACUCCGGGCACCUACAAUUUUAAUUACACAAAUGCUAGCAAUGUAUAUAAUGUUGAAGCACAGACAAAACAACAAUUUUCUUACAAUGGACUUGUACAGCAACAAACACAGCCUCAGUCUCAGCUCCAGCCUCAAUCUCAGUCACAGCUUCAGCCUCAGCUACAACCUCAACCUCAGUCACAACUUCAGUCACAGCUUCAAUCUCAGCCUCAAACACAGCUUCAAUCCCAGCUUCAACCUCAGCCCCAGUCACAGCUUCAGUCACAGCUUCAGUCACAGCUUCAGUCCCAGCUUCAACCUCAGCCCCAGUCACAGCUUCAAACACAACUGCAACCACAGCUUCAGUCACAACUGCAGUCACAUCUUCAACCCCAGCUUCAACCUCAGCUUCAACAACCUUACACAACCAAUUCUCCUUUUACUCCAAGCAUGCCACUUUAUGCUACUACCAGUAUACAAACUCCUCCUGUACAAAAUAAAGUGCAGUGCCCCAUCAUGAAACUGCCAACAUGUCCAGAUUUCCCCGAAUUGGAUAAUAUGUCCAAUGAGGAACUGAGAAAAUUAGGCAAUGAUACUGAUUUAAUGGAUGAAUUUUUAGAAAAACAUUCUAAAAUAAAAGAAAUGGAUUCAUCUGUAAAUUGUGCUAUUGACUGGGUAGAAAAAUUAGCUAACUCAAAUCUAAACCGCGAGCAAGAGCUUGUAGCGUUGCAAGAAGAUAUAGCCUCCAAGGUUGAAACUUUUGAAUCCUCGCGCACUCGCUACGACGAAUUGUCACAGCGGUAUAAAAAAUUGUCUGAAGUAUUUGCACCCGAGAACAUUCGAGAUCGCUUACGUGAAGCUGCUGAUGAAAGUCAGGAGCAAAGUGAAGUGAUAGCUCAAGAUUUUCUCAAUCAAAAAAUCGAUGUUGAACGCUUUCUGAGUACCUAUAUAGAAUGUCGUAAACUUGGACAAGCACGCAGAACUAAAGAAGAAAAACUCACACAUCAGUUAAAUGAAAUCAAACGAACACAACGUCGUUGAAAAAACUGUGUUCGCGUUUUACGUACAAUAAUAUACGCUUUUGUAUGUACGACAAAGGUGCGUGCUUAUUUCCUGUGAUUUCGUACUGCAUGGGUAACGUGGAAGAAUUUUUAAGAAACAGUGUUUUUUGCUGGUUAAAGGACUGUAUUUUUGAAAAAAUAUAUUUUUUAAUUCUACUCUACGUUUAUUUGAUGAGAUAAUUUUACCUAAUAGCUAGACUUUUCACAUUAUUCAACUAACUUUUGUAUGUUGCUUCAUGAACGAAAUAGCAAUGAAUGUGUACAUUAAAGAUUAAAUAAUCCAUCGCUGGCUUGAUGGUGACUUUUUUAUUCAGUUUAAAUUACUCAAAUGAUAAGUCAGCACAUAAAAUUAUCAUGUAAAAUCUUAUACUUUGUACGCACGUUAAAUUUCAUUGAAAUCGAAAAAUAAUCUGCAUAAUCCUUGAAAUAUUUUCAGUACUGAUUUAAAGAUACUAUGUAUACAAAUGUAAUAACUUGUAAAAAAUGCAGUUCAAUGGCUUGCAGCGAACAAAAAUUGCAAUUAUUAAUUGAAAACUUUAUUUUGAAGAAUUCUGAAAGUAUAAAAUAACUGGACAGCGUUUUACCGUAACUAUCAUUUUAAUUCUGAAAGAAAUACGCGUAGUUAGACAAUAAGUCGGCGAACAAAUUUAAAAACAAACAAAAAAAAUAUAUGUUAUUUUUCACAAUAUUAAUUUUUUGCACUGCGUACAUUCCAAGCCUGAAUGUUAAAAUGAAGAACAAUAAUAUCCUCAGAAUAAUUAUGAGCCAUAACACAAACACUUUACUAGUGUUUCGUUCAUUACAACUAGUUUAAUUAUUAUAUUCAAAUGCGAUGAUAAAUGUAGAGUUUGAUUUUAAUUCAACAGUACUCUUCGGAGGAAACACUUUUUUACUAUUAUAAUGGUGUAAAUAUAUGGGUCAAAAUAAUACUUUUUUACAAAACCGUGCGCACGU